AUGUAUUCAAUUUUUAAAUUAAAUUUAAUCAUCAUCGUCAUUUGUGUUGAGCGGUUCUGUAAUCUCUCUCAUAUUCUCCAUCUAUCAAAGGUAAAUAACAUGGCCAGUCCGUUGCCCAAUGAGUCAAUUUCUCGAGUGAAGGAUAUGAUAAAUCUUCCAAAGGAGGAAUUGGUUGCAAAGCUUCAGAGUGAGCCGUUGUCGUUUUUCAAGAAUCUCAAAGAACUUCCUGAUGAAUAUGCUACAGUUGUCUAUGAGGCUUUUGCUAUGCAUUGGGAUAGAAUCGACAAAAAGAUUGCGCAUGCGCAAUCUGUAAUGGAUUCUCUCACUCCUCGUUGCAAGGGCAGAGAAGCCUAUGACUAUAUUGAACCGCUCGUUGAUUUGGUUAACAAAACAACUGAUAGAAAAAUUCUUUUUGGACAUCGACUUGUGAUUGAAGCUACACUUAUUGCGGAAAUCGACAAUGUUUUGGAUAUUGCUUUGAAAAUUAGCGAGAAUUUGGAUCCGAAUAAUGUUAGCGAGGAUGAGGGAGACAAUAAAAUUGGGAGUUUGCGUGCUGAUUCGUUGUACUUGAGCGAUGUUUUCUUCGAUGUUAGCGAGAAGUAUCUCAAGUCGUAUUUGGGGUUGCCUUGGUAA
Messenger RNA from Meloidogyne enterolobii, 633 nucleotides. The record is from the annotation of a GenBank genome assembly. Lineage: Eukaryota; Metazoa; Nematoda; Chromadorea; Rhabditida; Meloidogynidae.